GUUCGAUAUAAACAGAGCUUAUCCCACUUGAUUUGUUCUUCUUCCUCCUCUUAGCUAUCUAAAUCCUCCCAUCUCUCACGGAGAGUAGUCGUAUCUUCAUAACUAUGGAGACUGAUCAAGUCUUGACUCCUCAUUAUCCACCAGGAUUUAGAUUUCACCCCUCUGAUGAAGAACUCAUGGUCCAUUACCUCAUGAAACGUCUGCGUUCCUGUCCCUUGCCUGCCCCUGUUGUAGCUGACAUCGAGCUCUACAACUAUAACCCAUGGGAUCUUCCUAAUAAGUCAUUAUUUGGAGAGGACGAAUGGUAUUUCUUUACGCCAAGGGACAGGAAGUAUCCCAACGGAGCUAGGCCUAAUAGGACCGCGGCUUCAGGAUUCUGGAAGGCUACAGGAACUGAUAAGCCAAUACUCAGUGCUUCUGGAUCAAGAAGAAUUGGAGUGAAGAAGGCUCUGGUUUUUUACACCGGGCGUCCUCCAAAGGGCGUCAAAACUGAUUGGAUCAUGACCGAGUACAGAUUGCCAGACACCACCACCCGACCAUCUAGGUCCAAGGGAUCUAUGAGGCUGGACGACUGGGUACUGUGUCGGAUACGUCAAAAAGGCAACAAUUCAAAGAAUAGCUGGACAGUGGAAGAUGAUUACAAUUCCAGUCCACCGAGCAGAUUUGUGCAUACGAAUUAUAUGCCAAAGAUAGAAGAGCUCCCUUCAGCAUACAUUGCAACCAACAACACUCCACUCGACAGUUACCCGUUUAAGGACUGUCAGAUUUUGAAGGCAUCCAUGCUUUCAUCUCAAGGCCUACCUGAUCCUGUCCAAACCAUGACCUACAAUGUUAACAAUUCCAAGUUCAUCACCACUUCGUUCUUUGAUGAUUUCCUCAAGCCUAAGUUCGUGAAUGAAAUUGGUAGUCUCAGUGGCUCGAACAAGACUGUGACAGAUGUGAUGAGCGAAAAUGAUAUGGGAAACAUGAUGAGCACAAACACGAUCAGCUUUUACAAUCAGAAUCAGGCUCAAGGAAACUAUUUUUACAACCCUACUCCAUCCGAUGCUAUCAUGAGUUUACUCCUUUCUCAUGAAGGCUACUGAUCAAGAAGCAAGAAGCCCUUUUGUCUAAGCUUAUAAGCGAGGCUGAGUCUGUCAAAGUACUUAUAUCAUAAUGUAUAGUACUUUUUCUGACUUAUAAGUUAUAAACUCAGACAAAAGGGAACUCGCAACCUGAGGAGGCCAGGAAAUAUAUCCAAGCUUGAAGUGUGAUAAAUAAAAUUUUAAUAAAUAAGACGUCGCAAAAUCUUGUGUCACCCGGGGAUGUAGCCGGUUUCUGCAUCUUUACAUGUUUGCUUCAUCGUGCUUAAAAUUUGACUGUCUGUCUGUUUUUACAUUCUGUGUCCACUCAUGUGUGCUUUUUCAUGUAAUGUUUGCUGUUUGGAUUUCUUGUUAUGUAAAAUAAUAAAAUAGCUCUGCAUUCUGUUUCAAGAA
Daucus carota subsp. sativus is the source of this 1475-nucleotide messenger RNA. RefSeq names its product NAC domain-containing protein 2. Gene Ontology annotation, molecular function: DNA binding. The record is from RefSeq and is a predicted model, not a curated record. NCBI's taxonomy places the organism in Eukaryota, Viridiplantae, Streptophyta, Magnoliopsida, Apiales, Apiaceae. Bases 105 to 1085 code for a protein of 326 amino acids. The transcript is spliced from 3 exons. Gene Ontology annotation, biological process: regulation of DNA-templated transcription.